ACCUGCACCUGCACUUGCACCUUCCUGCCUGCGCUGCACCUGCAACUUGCGUCCGCACUGGCAUCCAAUCGCUCCUUCCUCUUUCUUAAUCCACCAUUAGUGCAGACUACCUCACCUUACAACGGCAACAGCAAGAGCGACAUCAGCCCAGGGCAGCUUCCUCGCCGUUGUUUCUGGCGGCUCUUUCCCUCCUUAAUGCAGCCUUGGUUGUUCCUUGCCUCCUUCUAAGAUUGUUUUCCGUUUUUUUUCGGCAUCCGACGCCGCGCUUCUCGUCGGCGCAAUUGGCCCGAAUUUCAACAUCUUUUUUUUCCUUUUCCUCUCUUCCUCUUUCUUCUCAUUCCGUCCGUUCGUUCACCUGGGACUCGAGUUUGUCUUGCACUUUCUUUCCUGUCUACUUUUUCCUCAAGGUGCCAAGCAGAGCACCGCAAACUUCCCAUUCGUUCCAUCGCUCGGCCACUCUCGACCGUAUUUCAACCUACUCGCACGCUGACUGCACGAUACUGAGACGAUCCGUCUGUCAAAGAGUAACCAAUCACCAACCGUUUCCGAUACCCGACCGCCGUCUUUCUUUGCUUCUGCCUCGUGGCAGCGUCGCCCAAAAUCUGACGCACGAGUCAAUCGCCCUUUCGUCUCCGAGACACUUCAAACUUGGCGCCGCCACGAAUGCCCAACUCGCCCUGAUACUUUCAGUGCCACCAAAACAAAAAGAAGGAGACCAACGCCUUGCACAAUUGGGGACUGGAACCCUUGAGGAAUCCCGUCAUCGUUUCUCGACCUUCGACAAGUCCUCUUUUAUUGUUUUUUUCUUGUUUUCAUAUUCCCGUUCUGGGCUUGAGCCAAUGACGACGCCCCCGUCUGGGUCCAAACGCUCGCUUCAGUUUUAGCAUCUUCAUCUGCGACAACAGGCAUCCGCCCCCAAAGGAGAUUCAGGUCUCCCCCCAAAACACUUCCGCCAACCACCAUCCUUUCGUCCAAUCCAAUUCAACAUCUCUGGCCGACUGGGGACUUUCAGAGGAGCACUGGAGACCUGCCACAACACCACAAUACUACCCAGCGUGCCAGCCUACCGCACCACCCGGAUCGGAUACCGCUCCCUUGCUUUCUCCUCACUUUGCCCACCACGGCGAAAGACGACGACAAUCUCCUGCAUCUGCAAUUGAUCCGUCUGUACUUGCCUGAGCGCCUCGUCGCCGGCUCUCUGCAUCUGUUGUUUCGCAACUCCCGGCCUACUACCUCCCAGCUCAAACGACGCCCAUUGACUCAGCUGUUGGUCGAUCUCUGACGUCCAACUUCACCCCUUACAUCCAGCCCCCAGUUUGCAUGCGCAUGCGCAUGAACUGUACUCAGGGUAUCACCUCGUCUCCUACGCCCUGUGACGCUGGAAACCUGCCAUUCCUUGCUCGACUCGUCCCGAUAGUCACCCUUUUUUCUGCACCACCUUCGCACCGACCGUUCUUCAUCCCGCCAUAUCCCGGCUACCAGCAGCGAUCAACCACUGGAACCAGCCCCGCCCGACCAAUACCCGUCGCGACCUGCUGAGACUAUUCAAAGAGGGUUGCUGCCAAACGCAAGGUUUAUGCAUGUGCCGCAAUGCUAUCGUCAGGAACGCUUUUGACUGCCCUACCACAAUCAACUUGCAAAACCAUUACAGAUACUUGACUUCGCUAUCGUAACACCAGUUACAAUCAACUACAACUUUGCCGACAAAGAGACCCGCAAAGGAACACCGUCACUGGCAGUCUCAACGCGUUGUCUGCGAAUCCAAUUGCUCGAGUAAAACUUGCUGCUGCCAUAUAACGGCCUGGGGAGUCAGCCACGAUGACCCUCAUGGCCAUGGCAGCGGACUCUGGCCAUCCCGACGCCCAGAUCACCCCCGGAGCCAUGGCGGAUCAGGACCCUACCGUCCAGCGCCAGAAUAGCAUGAAGCAUCGCCAAUUCGGUAUUUAUGCUUCAAGGCGGACCCAUCCGAAACCCAUCUCAACUUCUGACGUUCCAGAGCGUCCCAACUCCGACUUCCCAGCAGCCUACCCACCACAUGCACAUCCCUUGCCCACAUCCCCUCCGCGCUGGGACUCGCUCGCCAACAACUCGAGCAAUUUUGGGAUGCAACAAAACUCGACGAGCCCCCAGUCGCAGCCUCAGUCCCCUCGACGUCCUACCUAUGAUUCCGCCCAGCACUACCCCUCCUCCCCUACGUUCCCCUCGCUGGCACCGAGGCCGGGUCACGACCUUGACGACGACUUGAGCGCCGACGAAUGGACAAGCAGAGCCGCUCGCUCGAUCAGAUCACCGAUCCCGUACGACGAAGACGACCGUUCCUCGAUCGACACCAUGCAGGUCGACAACUUCUCUCGCCCGAGAAGGCCGAGCAUCAAGCAACCGAUACAAGACUCAUACCGACCUAGAGCCAACUACUCUCCUUCAGAGCCGCGUUCUGACCCCAAUUCCCAUCAUCAAGCAUGGCCGCGGCCACGGGGUCAGUCCGGAUCAUCUGCAAGGUCGGCCUCGACGUUUGCCUCGAUUCCAGCAUCGGGAGGUGACCUCUAUGAACCUCGCGCCCCCUCUCGUCUACGAAGUGCCCCGCCUCCGUCAGGCCUCACCCGUCCUCCAAUGGCCUACGGUCGUGUCGACAGCUCGAGCUCUGGCCUAUCUACAUAUGCCAGGGAGGCGCCAUGGAUGAGUGGUGAAGACGAGAUGAGAUCGAGUUACAGAUCUCAGAUGACUGCGUCCAGUGCACAGGGAACGUACGUGACGGAAAGAAGCAGUGUUCUCACCAAGAAUAGCUCGAUUCCAUCGCUGUACGCUAACGGGGAGGAGCUUAGUGUCGACGACGUUAUGGGGAUGUACGAAAAGGGCUUCCGAGACGACUCGAGCCCCGAAGACCACGACGACGACGACGUGCGUCCCGUUCCGGCGGCGGAGAUCAACAGGCGGAACACGAGAAUGUUGGAGGCUCUGAGUCAACCAUUGACCGCGCCCGCCGCCACCUCAUUGACUGUCCCGACUUCGGACACAAUCGUUCGCGAAUCGACCGAGAUGUUCAGGGUAUCUGAAUACCCAGCAUCUUUGCCAAAGGAGCUCGGCUUGACGGACUAUGAUCGAAACAACGAUAACAAAGAUACUAAUGAGAAGCGAGACUCUGCCAAGUCUCUUCAGGCCGACACACCAGCUACGUCUCCGCAGCUGAACAGCCCAUCAACCUCUUCUGCGCGAACGGCCGUAGAUCUCGAGCCAGUCGAAAUCGAAGACCCAGGCGCACGAGACCGAUAUGGCUUCAAGAAGGCCAACCAACAUAUCACCAGGAAACAGUAUGAUGCCUGGGACAAGGGUUACUCUGACUACCUUGACCGACGGCGCAAGAAGUGGACUACUUUCAUGAAGGAAAGUGGACUGAUGACGAACCAACCUGAACGAUUCCCUCCCCAUAGUGCGAAGGCGAAACGUUUUGUGCGGAAAGGCAUUCCGCCCGAGUGGAGAGGGGCUGCCUGGUUUUACUACGCAGGAGGCCCCGCCAUUUUGGCGAAACAUUCAGGUCUAUACGACACUCUCCUGCAGAAGAAGGCGAAAGACAUUGAUGUCGAGGCUAUUGAGCGAGAUCUUCACCGGACAUUCCCGGACAAUGUCAAGUUCAAGCCUGCAAGCAUGGCGUCGAAGCCAAACACGGAACCAACUCGGGACAUUCAGUUAACGGACGACUCCGAGAGCGAGGCCAAGAAUGAGCCUGCGAUCAUUACUUCCCUGAGACGGGUCCUGCACGCAUUUGCUAUUUACAACCCACGCAUCGGAUACUGCCAAAGUCUCAACUUCCUAGCUGGCCUGCUCCUUCUGUUCAUGGAUUCGGAAGAAAAGGCCUUCUGGCUGUUGAAUGUCAUUACCCGCCUAUACUUGCCCGGCACCCACGAGAUGAGUCUCGAAGGCUCCAAGGUGGACCUUGGUGUCUUGAUGAAUGCCAUCAGGGAGUCCAUGCCUGCUGUUUGGGCCAAGAUUGGCGACGAUAUGGAAGGCGACCCGAACGCAGCGCGGCCGGUGAAGCCAGUCAAGAAGCCAAGGGUCAGGAGGAAGAACCAACCCAGCAUCUCGUCCAACCGCCUGCCGCCCAUCACACUUUGCAUGACGGCGUGGUUUAUGAGCUGUUUCAUUGGUACCCUGCCUAUUGAGAGCACAUUGCGUGUAUGGGACGUCAUCUUUUACGAAGGCUCCAAGACUCUUUUCCGCAUUGCCUUGGCUAUCUUCAAGCUUGGAGAAAACGAGGUUCGAUCUGUCACGGAUCCCAUGGAGAUGUUUUCCGUGAUCCAAGCCAUGCCUCGCAAGCUGCUGGACGCCAAUGCACUAAUGGAGGCUUGUUUCAAGCGUCGCAACGGUUUUGGGCACAUCAGUCAAGAUACAAUCGAUACGCAGCGGGAAGAAAGGCGUGUAAAAGUCCAGACAGAGCAUCAAAGAGCCGCCACGUACGCAGGCGCCGUGGACAGCGCCAACGCUACGGAAGCCGAAGGCGAGGUCCGUAGGAAAGGCACCAUUUUUGGACGUAGGAGGCUGGGCAGAUCGGCAGAGGUAUCGUGAGCCGGCCACAGAGGAGGAACAAAAGUUGCAUGCAUGCAUUAAGCCACGGCGUUUAAGGGAAUAUUUGCAUUUCAAGGGUAAUGACUACAUGGCAUGCGGCACCAUUGGGAAGCGAAAACGGAUAUCAUUCUAGAAGAGGGCGGCGCGGUCACGCCCCUAGCAUAUUGGAUUUUUGGUUCGGCAUAGAACAUAUGUGGAGGAAGUGCCCGAACGGGUGAAGAACAGUCUCACCAAGUUGUAGAUACGAUGUCUGUUAGCAUCACACAAUGCCCAAG
Messenger RNA from Colletotrichum scovillei, 4835 nucleotides. Its product is annotated as TBC domain-containing protein. The record is from RefSeq and is a predicted model, not a curated record. The coding region runs from base 1819 to 4560 and encodes 913 amino acids. The transcript has a single exon. NCBI's taxonomy places the organism in Eukaryota, Fungi, Ascomycota, Sordariomycetes, Glomerellales, Glomerellaceae.